AAGAGAGCUCCAGCCACUGAUUAAAAACUGUGACGAGUCUCUGCAGGAAACAGGCCGCCCCGCCCUCUCUCUCUCUCUCUGGCAUUUUUUGUCUCUUUCUUUCUCUGUCGCUGGCAAAUAUUAUUCGGCUGAGACAGGAACAAAGAGGAAGGGAAGGAGGAACGGCACCACAUGGGAAGUGCUUGUGCAACAGUUCGGAACGACAACAAUCGUGAGAAGAAGAAGAAGGAAUUGUUUGUCAGCAAGGAAGAGAAGAAUGUCGGGGAUUGUCUUCGCAGCAUCCUCAACAGCUGAAUGAUGCGGUUCGCUGGUUUGCCAGGUUCCACCACUUGGACCUUCCAGUUUGUUUGAUGUCCUUGGAAACAAACAGUGCGGGCCUCGUCGUGUGUACUGCCGUAUCCGCCUCUCGUUUCGUUGCUACUCGGGCACUGGACAGAGAUUCUUCGAACUUGAUGCAAAACGAACAAACAGAAGACCGUCUGUAUGUAUUUAUAUUAUAUAUAUGAUAAGAUUUUCUCUGUUAUUUGUAAUAUGGCUCCCACAACAACAACAACAACAGCUGCCGCAGCCGAAACAUCAUCAUCACCAACAUCAGCUUCAACCACAACCAAACUAGAAAACAAAACAAAACAGAAAACUGUGAACCCCUUUAAAAACUGCUGUCGAUUAUUUCAUUGGGGACCAUGUUUAGCCCUGACCAUAAUAUUUCUGAUUUCCUUCAUGUCUCUGACCUGUACGUUGAUCUGGUGGCCGAUAAGUACAGCUGGUGGACUUCUUAAUUUAUCGAUAUUUAUAAUUUGGGACAUCUUAACUCUCUAUAAUUAUUUUAUGGCUGUUAUAAACGGACCCGGAUUUGUCCCUCACGGAUGGAAACCCAAAGUUGCUGGUGAGGAGAAAUUUUUACAAUAUUGUGUAGAAUGUAAGGGUCACAAAGCACCUCGAUCUCACCAUUGCCGGAAGUGUAAAAGGUGUGUAAUGAAAAUGGAUCAUCACUGUCCCUGGAUUAACACCUGCUGUGGCUACCUCAAUCAUGCCAACUUCAUCUAUUUUCUUUUCUUCGCUCCAUGCGGUUGCAUUCAUGGUGCUUUUAUUUUGAUUGGUUCCCUCAUUCAACUGCUCAAUAAUCCUUAUUACCUUUAUCACAUGAAUGGUGAACCAAUGGUACAGCUGAGCAUUCUUGGAUUCAUUAUUGUUGUUUUUUCAAUUGGACUUGCCGUUGGAGUUAUUGUUGCUGUCGGAAUGUUGUUUUGUAUUCAGUUUCAUGAAGUUCUGAAGAAUGAAACUGCCAUUGAGUCUUGGAUUAUUGAAAAGGCAAAAUCUCGUGAAAGGGACCCAUCUGAAUCGGAAUUCAUCUACCCGUAUAAUUUAGGAUGGAAAAACAAUCUGAAACUCGUUUUCUGGCCGACCGAUGAAAUCAAGUCGAAUGGCAUCUCUUGGCCCGUCAUUGAUUCCUGCAAUCAAUACACGUUAACGGUGGAGCAACUCAUUCAAAAGGCUCAAAAGAAAGAACGUGUUGUUCUGCUGGAUAUUGUCCAAAACUACUCUGGUUAUUGGUUUCCGUUCAGCAAGGGUUGCCGUGUGGUUUACAAUAUUCCUUGUAGUGACGAAGCCAGAAUUCCUCUGAGUGUUGGAGAUGUCGUUGAAGUUAGUCGUGGCAGAAGAUAUUGGUUAUAUGGAACAAAAGUCAACAAAGAGGAUACAGAUCAGCCUCGGGUGAGAGGAUGGUUCCCUCGAUGUUGUGCUCGUGAACGUAACACAAAGGAAAUGUCACAAGACAUCAAGUCAGAAAUUGAAGAUGAAAAUGAAAAAAAAAAAAACUAAACUUAGUUCCAUUGUCUCCAUCUAGAAGAAAAUGCAACGUGAUGCCACAUCACAAUCCUGUUUUAAUGAAAAAUCUAAGGAUGGUUUUUUCUUUUUUCAAAAUGUUUUAUCUUCAGUGGUAUUUUCUAAAGGAGUCAUUUACAGAACCGAUUUUAACAAAAAGCUGAAAUGAAUAUUUGGUAUUUUCCUUAUUCAAACAUACAAUUACAAUAUGAAGAUACAAUAUUCAUAGAAUAUUAACACGUUAUUUAAAUAAGAUACUUGAUAUUCAUUCACAAUGAAUAUUUGGUGGUGUUCUUACACCAGCAGGCAACCACAAAUGUCCGAAGUGGAAGUUAAACAGCUUCUUACAGUGUAAUCCAAUCUCAAAAGAGGUUUGAAGAUUAAACUCUGCAUUUUUUUUUUUUUUUUUUUUGCAUAUUUCUGCUGACAAAAUAUUCUGCUGAUACUUUUUUAAUUUUUUUUUUUAAAUAUUUUUUGGGUUGUCAGCCGAAUCCUGUUUUUUGAUCUCUAACAUUUGUUAGAAUUAUGAAAAUAAAAUAAAAUUCUGAACAUUUAUAGUGAAGAAACACACAUGCGUGCAUUCACGCAUGCACACACACACACACACACACACACACACACACACUUCAAUCAAAGAGAAUUGUUUCAGCUUCCCUUACAAAGGAAGAAUUCAUGUGAUCAAUUAACAAUCAGGCAGAGCAUGGUCUGUUGACGUGUCAGUUGAUGUAAUCAGUGGAUAUUAAUUGCUGAUCAAUGUUAUUGUUAUUGUUAUUCUCCCACAGGCAGGAAUUCUCUUUGCUAACUCUGCUACUGGUCUGCGAGUCAUUGAGUGGUUCUCAUUUCUCCAUUUAGCCGAAGCGUCCAUCAUCACUUUUGUCCCUCUCAAGAGGAGUUUUCUAUGAUUUAGUCUUUCUCUCUUUCAGAAGGAGCAGUUAUCCAUUGUUGACUUUUGUUUUUCAUGCUUCUUCAUCAAUGGUUUAACUGAAGGCAGACUGACUUUCCCUAUGGCUUACCUUUGUAGAAUAUAUUACAGACACUUGUUGUAUCCUUUGAGGGUUGGAUGGAAUUGGCUGUUGAGAGUUAUGCAGUGGCAGCGUUACAGAUCUUAAACGGAGUGAGCUGCUGGAAUCCUUUGCUUGUCUCACAAAAUACUUUGUGGUAUUUAUUUUGGCUUUGUGUUCUGAGUUCAAAUUCUGUGAAGGCUGACUUUGUCUUUCAUCCUUUUGGGGUCAGUAAAAUUGUAUAUUAGGGGUGAUGUAAUUGACUAGGCCCCUCCCCUCAAAUUCAGGCUUUGUGCCUGUAGUAGAAAGAAAUAUUAUAGGUGUUAAUGUUUGGUUUACGAUGCUCAAUUCAGUCUGAAAAGGUCCCUGAAAUAGUCCAGCAUCUGAUCCAAGAAGGGAUUGAUGUUUCAUUCACUUAGCAUUUGCCAAUUCUAUGGAUUCUUGAGGUCUGUAAAGGAUUAGCUGACCCCUCAUCUGUCUUUAAACAUGGAUUAUUAAUGGCUUUCUGAUAUAUCCUUCAGUCUUAAACAGCUGUCAUCUGUUUGUGGAACCAAAAGAGCUGAAUUGUUAUGGACUGUCAAGGGGAUAUAGAAUUCUGAUCUGCUGCAGAUGUUUUCUGGAGUAUUUCAGCCGUACACUUAGUUCUGCAUGACUCACUUCACCGAGCUGUCUCACCUACAUAGGUAUCAAUCUGAUUUCAUUAUCUCAGAAUGCAAAAGACUUGUAUCUUAUCCUGAUGUAAAUUUAUCUCUCAUCAGCUUAAUACCACACAGCUAAGCCACAAUGGAAACUUUUAAAGGCUCUGUGGUCUACAUUGGUUUCUAACAUUUUACAAACAUUUUAAUCUUUUCUGGGAAUCCUCCUGCACCUAUGGCUAUUCCAUGACUAUAAAUCACUUGUGAACUCACAGUGCUGGAGUGGUUUUUACUGUUCCAAGAACAGGAACAGAAUCUUUGGGAGUCAUUGCUCUGACACUGUUAAUUCUUCAAAAAAUUUUUUCUUCUCACAAAUAUUUCCAGAAGAAAAUUGAAAAACAAUAAAAGAAAAAAAAAAAGCAAAUUCUGAAAUGGAACAUAAUUAUGAUAAAUCCAAUUUUUACUGUUGAAGAAUUUUAGACUUUUUGAAUUUAGAGUCUAAGUUUUUAUAUAUUUGAAGAAUCCGUAAUAACAAUUGUUGAACUUUGUAAAGAAUUUACUGGUUCUGAUCUCUGUGAUAGAUUUUGAUAAAAUAAUGUUUCCUUUAAAAAUUAUUAAAAUUAUCAUCAUCAUCAUUAUUAUUAUUAUUAUUAUUAUUAUCAUUAAGAAUGGCAAGAAGGCAGACUCAUUAACCCACCAGACAAAAUGUCUUGUAGCAUCUCUUCCAGUUCUUUAAAUGUUGAACUCAAAUCCUGCUAAGGGUCAACUUUGCCUUUCAUCCUUUUGGGAUCAAUAAAAUAAAUACCAGUUGAAUACUGGGGUCAAUGUAAUUGAUUUACCCCACCUCAGAAUUGCUGGCCUUGUGCCAAAAUUUGAAAUCUGUAUUAUUAUUAUAAUAUUUUUUUUUUAAGGUGGCAGAUAUAGCAAAGCCCCUGACUAAAUUGAUAAAACAGUUCUUAGAUUUGUCCCUCUAUAUUUUGAGUUCAAAUCCCAUCAGGUCAGUACUUAGUUUUCAUCCUCCUGGGGUUGAUAAAAAUAAGUAAAAAAGUUCAAGGUAGUGGGGUCAGUUAUAUUGACUUCAUUCCUCCCACAAAAUCUAGGACCAAGUGCCAAAGAUUGAACUUAUCAUUGUUAACAUAUUAAUAAAGUUUUCUCUUUUUUUAUUAUUAUUAUUAUUGAUUAUUGAUUAUUCCAUUAACUGCUGAAUCUGGAUUCUAAGUUGGACAUGGCUUAAUCCUGUGUUUGGUAUAAUGAUCCGUCUUUGAUCUGGAGGUCAGGUGGGGAGAGAGGGGGGGGGGAGGAUGUGACAUUGGUCUGUCACAUGUAUAUAGAAGUUGGUGUGUGUGUGUGUGUCUGGAACUGGUGUCUCAUAAAUGGAAGGAUUAAAUUUCUCCUGGCAUUUGUAUGUUAAAUGGGAAACUGGGUGAGUCUGUGUGUUGAUUUCUAUUGUUACUUGGCCCCAGAUCAUCCCUGAUCAAGCAAAGCUUUGAUCAAAGUAUUCCAGCCAUGACCAUCCUGUUUUUUUUUUCUUUUUUACAUUCAGGAUUAGACUACAUUAUCCAAUGUGUCAUUCCAAUAAAAUUGUAGGAUUUUGAGGAAGAUUUCUAGUGACACAACUAACGACUAAGAUUCCCUGUUCUGUUUGAGUGCGUGCAUUUGUGUGUAUGUGUGUGUGUGAAAUGAAAUACUGGUCUUUCUGGUGUGUUCAGAAGUAGAAGAACGCCAACCACUCCGAGAGUGUAGUGAGUGCUUUUACAUGCCACCGGCACGAGGGCCAGUCAGGCGGUACUGGCAACGGUGUGUGUGGUGAAAUAAUAUGCUUGUGUGUAUGUAUUUGUGCAUGUGUGUGUCUAUAUUCAAGUAUGCGUAUGCAUACAUAUUUAUGAGGAAUGAAAUAUUGGUUUGGCUGGGUGCGUAGCGGGGUGGAAUGUUUGUUAUUUGUGUCUCGGAUGUAACAUGGGUAUCUUUUAAAAAGAGAGGGAUGUCACACUCUCCCUGUAUAUGUCAUUAGGGGGUGUCACUGGUGAUAAAUGAGGAGAUAUCUAAGAAAGGGGAUAUUAUGUGAGUAAUGGUAGACCCCUGAUUUUCCUUUAGGGUAGGACAGUGUAAAGGGUUACUAUAUAUACCUGUCUUUCUUUCCUAUCAAAGGAGUUUACAUUUUAGGGAAAAAAAUCACUCUUGCAAAAUAUAUUUUACCGUUAAUGACCUUCAACUUUUCACUCCCAUUAAAAAACAAAAAAACAUAUCAUUAGGGGCUGAACCUAAUUUUGGGGAGAAAUGGGUUUCUAAUUCUUUCAUUUAUAAGGUAACUUAUUUUUAGGGGUUAAUUUUAAUUCAGGAUUGGAGGAUGUUUAUGGAUCCUCUUUAAAAGGGAUGGAGGGUUUGCUCUAACAUGAGUCACUUUCAAAUCCCCUUUAGGGGCUGAAUUUAAAUUAUGAUACCUAUUAAGUGUGUUUAAGCUGGAGGUUAAUUCUGUAUAAGGAAGAAAUAUAGACUAAUUAAUUAUGACUUGUUUAAUUAUCAAAUGUAAUAUUUAAUUUCUUACAUUUCUGUUUCAUUAAAUUAUUAAAGGAAUCUUAUAACUGUUUUGUUUAUUUAAUUCACAGUUUGUGCCCUGUCCAAAAAGUUAUAUUUAUUUAAGCGAGAUCCUUAAUUUUACCCCCUCAUCCCCCCUCCCCCAACGUUUAAUUAACACAACCUGGAAAAAAAUAUGUUCUGUGUAAGGUUGUGAAGAGAUUCGUCUGUGAUGUCAACAGGUUGAUAACAUAAGCGAGAAUAAAGUGGUUGGGGGGGGGGGAACGAGGUGGCAGCUCUGUGUUUAUUACAGUAGCUGUAUUAUUUAAACCAACAUCUGUUAAUUAAGUAGAAAGUGUAAUUUGUAUUAGCUGAUUAGGAUUUUCUUGUGGGACCAUUAACCUUCAUCAUCAUCAUCAUCAUUUAGUGGCAUAAUAAUU
Molecule: messenger RNA, 6414 nt
Organism: Octopus sinensis (East Asian common octopus)
Lineage: Eukaryota; Metazoa; Mollusca; Cephalopoda; Octopoda; Octopodidae
Product: palmitoyltransferase ZDHHC6-like
Exons: 9
Coding region: 484-1821 (445 amino acids)
Biological process (GO): protein palmitoylation
Cellular component (GO): Golgi apparatus
Molecular function (GO): protein binding; palmitoyltransferase activity
Source: RefSeq, a predicted model, not a curated record